Messenger RNA from Fonsecaea multimorphosa CBS 102226, 1380 nucleotides. RefSeq lists its product as uncharacterized. The record is from RefSeq and is a predicted model, not a curated record. Lineage: Eukaryota; Fungi; Ascomycota; Eurotiomycetes; Chaetothyriales; Herpotrichiellaceae. The transcript has 2 exons. Gene Ontology annotation, molecular function: metal ion binding. The coding region runs from base 1 to 1380 and encodes 459 amino acids.
AUGUCUUCAUCAGACUCGAUCAAUUCGCAGAGCAGCUACGAGGAUUCUGACCGGGAAACUCCCCGCCAUCAUCAUGCUCGGCAUGACUCUCACCCUCCCAGACGCUCUGAGAUAACCACAGACACAACUCAACGGCCACUGCCCGACCUGCCAGCCUCGCGGCCCUCGGCAUCUCGCUCUGGCUCAGGACAUGGCCACAAUGGUCUUCUGCUGGCUGCUGUUCUGCGAGACCGUCUUCUGCCCCUGCCCCUCCCCUCCGCCGAACAGACUCCCGAAGAACGUAGGCGAAGCAUUAUCGCCCUUGACCGCAAGAGGAGGCUUACCAACCCAACAAUGUAUGAGGAAAGCAGGAGGAGGACAAACAGUAGUACUUUUCACGACUGGAGAUUGAACUACGAUGCUUCCCGCGGGGAUGGGCCUUCCUCUCCUCCCACACCUCGGCGGCACGCCGCAUCCGAUACCAACAUCAGCCGUCCCUUUCCUGAGGUUGUAGAUUUGACAGGUUCAUCUCCUCCUACCUCCCCUCCUCCACCGCCGGUGCCAGCGCCGUUGCCGCCACUGCCACAAACACCUCGAGACAAUAGACUGAGCAGGUCCUCGUCAGACAGUUCACGACGAUAUAUGGUGCCGAGGUGGCAGCCUGAUUCAGAGGUCAACGAGUGUCCUAUUUGCAAACGGCCUUUUACAUGGAUGUUCAGGCGUCACCAUUGCCGAAAGUGCGGCAGGGUCGUCUGUAAUGAUUGCUCACCACAUCGAAUAACAAUUCCCCGGCAGUUUAUCGUCCACCCACCGGGCCCUGACGUGGCCACUUCGCCUGUGAAUUCUGCCUCCCGCCGCUCGGAAUCACUGGAUUCCAAUGCAGAUGACAUCGACGGCAACGGAUCCCGGAGCGCUUUAAGCCCCUUUGCCUAUAAUGCUCAUCCUCAAAUGGAGGGUGGAGAGAAAGUGCGAUUAUGCAAUCCUUGUGUGCCCGAUCCUCAACCAGAUCCCCUACCAAACUACCCUGUUGUCCCCGAUUUGACCUCUCGUGAUGUUCCCUGGAGUGCAGGAGGGCGACAAACAGCAACAUUGAGCCAUGCAGUGAAUUCUGUUACCAGGCCGAGAGGUUACUCUUCGGGAAUAGGAGAUUAUUCCAGGAAUCCCGUGGCGGUGCACGAUCCGCAUCUCCUGCACCGCCAUCGUGCCAUCGAAGCAGGUUACGGCAAUCCAGAAACCAGAACCGAUGCUGUAGGAUGGCUUGAUCCGUAUCGAGGGCAGCCAUCACCUACGAGAUAUCGGUUUCGAGCAUCGCCAAUUUCAAGUUCUACAGGCACGAAUCAGUUUCCGGGAACUUCUUCUGGGGUAUGUAUUCUACUGCCUGACAUUAUGCAAGUAUUCUAA